AUAGGCCCCCUGCUCCUGCCCCUUCUCUUGCUGGGGAUGGUUGCUGCUCUCCAUCGGGAGAAUAAUGGCCCCAGUCUGGACAGCCGAGAGACACAGGCAGACCUGAGUCAGAAUCUGGAAUGUUCAGGGGAGCAGGAGGGAGACUCGGCUCUGACCCAGGAAGUGAUUCAGUCUGAGGGAGAGGAGACCAAGCCUUCCGGAUAUCAGGACACAUUUGAGGAUGAGGAGGCCAUGGAUUCCGACCCAGCUGCCCUAGACAAGGACUUGCAGUGCCCCGAAGAAGAGGACACAGUCUAAAACCCGGGCAGUACUGGGUGCAAGACUUGCUGCUUCCUAUUGGUGCGGAACCUCGAGAAAUUUGUAAACGCUCAGAAUGUCUGCAGAAGGUGCUGCAGGGACAGCCUUGUCUCCAUACACAACUACAAUUUAGAUUACCGUGUCCUGUGCAGUCAGAGGGUCAACGGAGGCCAGGUCUGGAUAGGAGGCAUGCUCAAGGGCUGGUUCCUGUGCCGGAGAUUUCAUUAGACUGAUAGGAGCUGCGGGAAUUUUGGGUACUGGGCCCCAGGGCAGCCUGCGAAUGGGGGAGGCAACUGUGUGGCCCUAUGCACCAGAGGAUUAGUGACAAGCCACGGCAACCCCAGCAGGGUUGGCGCGUUGGGGAUGCGGCAGGGCCCAGCCAGUGGCUGUCGCUACUACAGACAACAGCCGUCCAUCUAG
Molecule: messenger RNA, 717 nt
Organism: Odobenus rosmarus divergens (Pacific walrus)
Lineage: Eukaryota; Metazoa; Chordata; Mammalia; Carnivora; Odobenidae
Gene: PRG3
Product: proteoglycan 3
Biological process (GO): immune response
Source: RefSeq, a predicted model, not a curated record